AGCCGGCACGUCAUUCCAGUCGCACCGUCACCGCACAUCUUUGAGGACGAGUCUAUCCAAGCACGUGACAAACAGAAAUUCGAAACUUUUUUGAAAAACACUUGACAAUGUCAUCAUGGAUAUGAUGGACUGACUGAAUAGUGGCACUAUCAAAUUUCAAUGUCAAUGCGGAGAAUUGCAUCGGUCGUUAUUGUAUUAACUUUUGUGUGUGUGUUUGUGUGUCAGAUUCGCAUUGAAGUUUUCGUUCUUUGUAUCCCGGGUGUAAAACGCGCAGUGCACCAACAUCCAUUCCAUGACUGCUGUAUACAAUAACAAUAGCCUUUGAAUUAAUUUAUCUAAAAUUGCCAAACAAAAAAAUGAAUUGAUAAGCUGACUGACCUAAGGCAUAUCUCCAAUAUUAAGUAAAUACCAUAUCUUCCGACAUAAGUUCUUCGAUAAAAUUGCAUCAAUGUAAAUAUUACAAGUUUUAAUCAAUAUUGGACUAUUGACGACAAGAGGAAAAUGAAUAUUUUAAAUUGGCUAUACAUUGUCUUCGUAAUCAGCAAAUUAACACAUGCAAAAGCACCCAUCGAAGUGAUAUUCUUCAUCAGAAGCCAAGAUGCCCCGCCACAAAAUCAAUUAAGUCAACAUCUGAAAGAGAAUCUCAUCAGGCAAUCCAAAGAGUUGCAACCAGACUACAGCAUUAAGGUACAGAUAUUACAUGAAUUAUUCAAUUACCCCGGGGAGUGGAGCCUACUACACAUAAUCCCACAUCUAAUGUCCACAACAUACAUGACAAGGACAACGGAAACAACAUCGCCCAGGACAAGUGGACAAAUUGAGAUUGGUGAGGAAUUAAUAACACAUCUUACCAGAUGGAUUGUCUUUUGUGAGGACACCACGAGCGUUAAUGUACGGCUACUCAUGCAAAGAUUAACUCUUGAAAAUCAUACACAGCCUUUGUUUCUAGGCCAUCCAUUGUAUGAUCGUGAACCGACUAUAAUACAUCACUUUGCAUUUUUCGAGAAUCCCAAAUGGUUUCCAUAUCCAAUGCUGCGUGCCGGUGUCGUGUUUAGCAUGCCUCUACUCAAAAGCAUUGCUGACAUUUUCAGCAACCGCAACAAACAUCUAAAACAGAAACCACUUCUACGUUCAGAAUUUAGUAUUGAUGCGGCACAUGAGCUGGCUCGUUUCAUUUAUGAUAAUGUCCAAAUACCAGUGACAACAGAAGCAACAGCAACAGUAACAGAGACACCAGCAACAGCAAGGCUGACAAAGGCAACCACGUCGACAACGUCAUCACUAAAUGAUGGCGAAAGUCCUGAUGUCAACGUUUAUCAUGGGGCAACUGCCAACAACAAGGUGAGGAGUAAUAGUGAUAUAACAGCCACGGCAGGUCACACAGGAGGCCACAUUCACACAAGGACCUCCACUACUGAUAUCCAUUCUGUGGCACACGACAAUGCUUCCACCAUGAAUGUUGACACCAUCAAGAAUAAUAAUAAGCAGGGUGGGUCACACUCUGAUUUCCGGCAUCCUAAUGAAAUCAUUGAUGGUGGGGACUCGAAAUCAUCAUCAUCGUCGUCAGCAACAACUCAGACAAAAGCAAAGAAAAUAAUUUUGAAGAAAGCUUCAUAUAUAUGUCCGGAGGCCACAUGGGAGCAUGGUCAUACAAAGAAAAAAGUUAAAGCAUGUGCCAUGUAUGCAACACAAGAAGCCACUGCGUCAGCAUUAUCAUCACCACUGUCGUGUAUUCCUGUUAAACGUGACCAUAUAUAUUUUGCUGUUAAGACAUGCUCCAAAUACCAUAAGGAACGUUUGCCUAUCAUCAAGAGUACAUGGGCUCCUUAUGCCAAACACAUUAAAUUUUUUAGUGAUAUUGAAGAUAACACGAUACCAACAAUCAACACAGGUGUGACAAAUGUUGAAAUGGGCCAUUGUGCUAAAACAAUUCAAAUUUUAAAAUUGGCGCUGAGGGAUAUUGAAGCUCAAAGCAGUGAUGACGACAACAACUACAUCUUCAAUUCGAACAAUCAUUUCCAUCACCAUCUCAAUCAAAUUGAACAAAAGGAUCGUAAAAUUCAAUGGCUGGUUCUUAGCGAUGAUGAUACGAUAUUAAGUGUUUCAGGUGUUUGCCAAGUACUUGGCUGUUACAAUUCAAUGGAUGAAAUCUAUCUGGGCGAACGCUAUGGUUAUCGCCUGUAUGCUCCCGAUGGCUUCAACUACAUCACUGGGGGUGGUGGCAUUGCAUUGUCGGUGCCGGCGCUUCAAUUGAUUGUGCAGCACUGUAGCUGUCCUUCACCCUCGGCGCCCGACGAUAUGAUUUUGGGUUCCUGUUUGCACACACUUCAGUUGAAAGCACUUCAUUCAUCGCGUUUCCAUCAAGCUCGCCCUAACGAUUACCCAGCUGAACGCUUGGAACAGGAAGCACCCGUCUCAUUUCACAAAUUCUGGCAAUUGGAUCCAAAUGAGAUUUACCGGCAGUGGUUUUUCGAUGCCGACGAUCGCAUGCUGUUGAUGGAUGCCAAGGAUGUGGAGUCGGAGAAAGAAGUGCCGCAACCACCACCUGAGGAAAAUCUCAGCUAUUACCAUAAAAGUCGUAACCUAUUGGCCAAGCCAGAGGAGAUAAACUUUAAUGAAUUUGUACCUGUAUCAUUGAUUGCCACGCUGCAUCAUUCGAAAGAGAGACAUGUCGAUCUGUAAAGUUGCCUAUGUUUAAGUGCUUUAUGUAAUCAUUGAAAACUGUAAAUAAAUUAUAGAUAUAUAGAAAAU
This is a messenger RNA of Stomoxys calcitrans (stable fly), 2751 nucleotides long. Its product is annotated as beta-1,3-glucosyltransferase. NCBI's taxonomy places the organism in Eukaryota, Metazoa, Arthropoda, Insecta, Diptera, Muscidae. Gene Ontology annotation, cellular component: membrane. The record is from RefSeq and is a predicted model, not a curated record. The transcript has 9 exons. Bases 502 to 2682 code for a protein of 726 amino acids. Gene Ontology annotation, molecular function: acetylglucosaminyltransferase activity.